GAACGACGUUACGCCCAACCAGCGUGUCACAUCCAAAUCGCAUUGCUCGCACUGAUACACGAGUCGGCUCUCCGUUUCCACGAACAUAGUUGAAAGUUCUAUCAAUGAAAACGUCUGGCCGAGAAGGAAGUUCGUUAAAAUGGGAGUACGGCAUUCUAGUGUUUAAAUGCAAACAUAACGAUGCGUGGAUGUAGCAGCCGGAACAGUACGUGCGAAGGGUUCGUGGCAAAGUGAAGGUGAUUGGUCUCACACGAGAGAAGAUUCGAAGGAAAGGGAAGGAAAACUAAGGAGUCGCACUUUGAAGGAAUAAUUUGGAGGUAUGAGCGAGAGAUCUUAGUGAAACGGGGUAUAUAAACAGAAAAAAUCGGAAAAGGGAGAGAUCGAUGUUGCAAGGAAGCCGGUCUCGAGCGAAUCAGGGCCGGUGGUGUUCGAAUUCAUAGUUGGUUGUAUGCCCGUGACAGCGAGAAAUACUAUAAUCGUUAAGGCGUUCGCACCCGUGAAUACGAUUCGGAAAGAGGUUGAGAACGAAUCGAGGAAAAAAGUAUAAAAGAAAGAAAAAGAGGAGGAAGAAGAAGAAGUCGAGAAGGGAAAGAAGAGAGAGAGAGAAAAAAAAACAGAAAGUGCCGGAGGAUCGCGAAUUCGCGUCUCCGGCUGUGUGGCAAAAGAUCGGGCAAUCUUAACGCUGGGCGAGACGGAGAGCAGAGGAUCUUGGUCGUCAUCGGGGAGAAUAAUCACGAGGAUCCCACGAAAUGAGAGCCUAGCGUUCGAGGUGGGUCGUUGGUCAGCGGGCGUGCAAGAAGGGACGGUUCGGCGGCGGAAGCCUGGAUAGUAGGAGGUUUCCAACAUGGCCGCUGCCUGCUAUGAGAAGGAAGUGGUGGUAGGUGCCGCUAUGCAUGGACACGGUCAUCACCAUCACCACCACCAUCAUCAUCACCAUCACCAUCACCAUCAUGGGAUCGCCGGCGGGUCUACCGGCAGCGGCGGCGGCGGCGUCGCGGCUGCCACGACUCCCGUGACGGGCCCGACCGGACAGCAAACCGUCCUACCGGCCGCAUCGACCGGCAUCCUCGACACCACCACCGCUGCCGCCGCUGCUGCUGCUGCCGCCGCCGCUACUACUACCGUCGGCUCCAGUACCACCGGAAAUUCGAAUGCAACCGCCACCGCCACCGCCGCAGCUGUUGCGGCCGCGACGGCCGCGGCGGCAGCCGCCGCGGUCGCAGUCACUACCUACAAGGACUACAAGGAUUAUUCGCAGCCUCUCCAUGUCGAUUGUAGCGUCGAGUACGAGCUACCGAGCCAGGCAAAACCACCGCCUGGCGGCGGUGAACCCCUUCUCAUGAUACAUCCGUGCUACUAUCGACGCGCCGAACGCGAGAGAAGAAGUCCUUUCGUCAAUAAUCUACCACCGCCGGCAAACGCGCCGAUGUCAUCCUCCAGGCGAAGCAGCAGGCGAAACGCGUCGACCAAUGUAGCGACUGCCACCGUCGCCCCGGCCUCAGUCUCCGCCGCUGUUUCCUCCACUGCGUCCGUCGUCGCACCGUCCUCCACGGUUGCCGCCGUUUCUACCUCGACCGUGUCAUCUUCGAGUUCCGCUGCCGUUGCCGCCGCCGCCGCCGCUGUCGCCGCAGCAGCGGCCCCUGUCUUAUCGGCAACCGCAGCCGUCGUCGGAAAUACCGAUUCCGGAUCGAAUCUCGUUUCCGCAACCGGUCAGAUGUCCGCCGCGGCUAUGGCGGCUUCCUAUCGCGCGGCUCUCAAUGCUGCUGCCACUCUUUCCCAACAACAACAACAGCAGCAGCAGCAGCAGCAGCAGCAGCAACAACAACAACAACAACAGAGGCGUCAUCAUCCGCAACAGCAGCAACCACCUCAUCCAUCUUCGUCGCAGCAGCAGCAGCAACAACAAACUCAUCAUCAUCAUCAUCGACCUCACGCUCAUUCACAUCACGGUCAACAGCAACCGCAGCAGCAACAGCAGUCCAGUUCGGUUACGUCGACCUCCGCCGGAACCGAGCUGAUCUCUGCUGAUGAAAAGGCAGUCAUAUCAGGUAUUUAUCAACAUUACUUCCGCGCGAUGCGCGCUCACAAUCAUCAGCAUCGGCAGCAGCAGCAACAGCAACCGCAGCAACCGCCGCAAGCCACGCAGCAACAUCGAACGGCUCAUCAACUUCAUCAUCAACCUCACCAAAGCGACCGAAGUUCCUCCUCGUCAGUGACGCCGACGGCCACGUCGAUCUCUGGCAUUCUACGACAGACCUAUCAACAGACAUAUAACGCGACCAACAGUUCGAACUCGUCGACUCAUCUGCGAGCAACGACAGCCUCGGCGGUCGGACAUCAUCCGUACAGGCGGCCGUCGGCGACGUUACUAUCACGUGCAGCCUCGUCGCACGUUGGUCAGCAAGCUUCUUCCUCAUCUUCCUCGUCCUCUUCUUCCUCCUUGACGUCGAUCGGUGCUUCCAGCGGCGUUUCCAGCGUGUACGCGAGCACGAUACACAGGCAUCAUGCGACCUCGCUGCACGCCCUUCAGGCGGCUGGUUUCUACGAAACGCCCGGUUAUCAUGCGCUUUUACCGCAGAGUUAGGUGUCUACCGGCAUCGGUAACAGAAGCAGUAACAGCAACAGCGCGACCGACCCCAUUGCCGCCGCUACCGUUCAUUUAUUCACCUAAUCCGGCUGCAAAGCUGUGUGCUCUCUCUUCCCUAUUGUACGACUUAUCUUCCAUACUCGUUAAAGAGCAUACGGGUUGGUCUAAACUCUGCCUGGUACACUCGGGAUACAUCUAUCUCUGCGACGUACACGCUACUUCUAUCCUACGUGUAUAUUCCAUCGUACAUACGUGCAUCUAUGUGCAUACGUACGUUUCGUGUGUAUGUAUAUAUGUACGUACAUAUAUGCAUGUAUCGUCGUCGACGCAACGAUCGUACGUGCCGUGCUCGCCGUUGUGUUGGCAGCAGUGUGCGGGUGGCCGGACGGACGGACGGACGGACGGACGAGCGAGCAGAAAGCCACAGAAUAAACACAAGACGUAUACACACCACCACCAUCACCAUCACUACUAUCAUCAUCACACAUAGAGAGAGAGAGAGAGAGGAGAGAUAUACAUUCGAGCCAGGGACAGACGAAGGGAACUAACUAUACGAGGCAACUGAAAUGGUCGCAUCCGUGUAUGUAUAUACGCAUCGACCGAUUUCAUCCACCUGCGAUACCUGCACUGCGUUCAGGUAUAAAGAUCAAUUUGCUUAGGCUCUCUGUAUUAACGACUUAUUUUUAACCGGCACACACUUUCAGCCGUAGAGAGACAGCCGAGAGAGUUUCCUCCGCGUAAAUUCCUGAAACUUGGAUGCCUUUCUUCGCCGGCCAAACAUUCGUGUACCACGCGGUUGUCUUUCGUUAUAUACAACCGCCGUGGUGGCGACGGCAGUCUCGUCCUUUUUCCCUUCUUCAAGAUCGUCAGCCGCGAAUACAUACGUAAUAGUACUUUCUUUAGGACUCUAUAAGAAUCAUAGUUGGAAUACUUUCUCAUCCUGGAUCGAAGCUUUGAUUCAUCCGUCUUCUUCGUUUGUACGUACACGUAUACGUGUACAGCCAGGCCGGAUCGACAAUCAUCACACUCGCAAGUGCCAAAGUCCGAACGCAAGCUUGUCGAACGUUGUCCGACAGAGUGGCAAGCGCGACAUUGCCAAAUCGAAUACAUACAUACACACAUGUACAUAGUAGUAGUUUCUCUUGUAUCUGCUUCUCUCGUCCCGCGAUGGCCAAACGUCGCAGGAAAUCGUCGGAGCGGCGGUGAUCGUUGCGAUCGUACAAGUUUGUCCAGCUCUGACGGAACGUUCCUCUCUCGCGCGCGCCCUUUCACCACCGCGGCUUUCCACCCGUCCUCUUCUAGCCCCUUUUGUCGUUCGUUCGUUCGUUCGCUCCGCGGGCCUCUCUUUGUUUCUCUCCGUCUCUGUCGGGGAGCAUCUCUGGAAACUCGAGGUCCGAGAAAAAGAGAGAGAACGAGAGAGAGAGAGAGAGAGAGAGGUCGGAGCAGGAUUUCUUCUUUUUUAUCCUGCGCCCUUUUCAAAGAGCGCGCUCAAGGAGAAACGGACGGGGACCGUAUUUCGUUACACGGUAACGAUCGAUCAACGUGACCGCACGACCGCACCGGCGGUACGGGCGAGCCGUGGCGAAGCGAGACGAAGCGAGGCGAGGCGAGGCGAAACGAGACGGCGGGUUGGAACAGGAUGGGACGGGACGGGAUGGAACGGAACGGAACGGAACGGAACGGAACGGAUCUGGGCGGUUACGGGUCGAGAAGGGAGCGAGGGACGUGACCAGACCAGACGAGAAGGGGGCGCGGUCAAGAUGGGGAUCGGCAGAGACGAAACCGAGAGACGACGGCCCGCACGCACCGGAGGGAGCAGGAUACGUCGACUCGUAUUCCGAAAACACUGACGACCCAUGUGCACGGGAUGAUGAACGUUAGACUAACAGUCGCUAAUGCGAACCUGCACCGCACACCGCCCGAGCUCCUAUAAUUUCCACCCGUCGCGCCUCGCGAACCGCCCGUGGAAAAACGAGAGAGAGAGAGAGAGAGAGACAGCUUCGGGGAACUGUGGCGUCUGCUUUCCGAACACGCCAAAAUAAACGAAGAAAA
Messenger RNA from Frieseomelitta varia, 4639 nucleotides. RefSeq names its product centrosomal and chromosomal factor-like. The transcript is spliced from 2 exons. Bases 845 to 2584 code for a protein of 579 amino acids. The record is from RefSeq and is a predicted model, not a curated record. Lineage: Eukaryota; Metazoa; Arthropoda; Insecta; Hymenoptera; Apidae.